Brachypodium distachyon (stiff brome) is the source of this 1374-nucleotide messenger RNA. RefSeq names its product 11-beta-hydroxysteroid dehydrogenase 1B. Gene Ontology annotation, molecular function: oxidoreductase activity. Lineage: Eukaryota; Viridiplantae; Streptophyta; Magnoliopsida; Poales; Poaceae. The record is from RefSeq and is a predicted model, not a curated record. The transcript has 6 exons. Bases 127 to 1191 code for a protein of 354 amino acids.
GCAGACCGGGCCACAAAGCUCCUCAUCUCUCCCCGUGCCUGAGAUAGAGCCAGCAAACGUUUUUGCUUGCCUCAGGAUUACAGGAGGAGCAACAAGGAGAGGGAGAGCAAGCCUAGGCCGGCCGGCAUGGCGAGGCAAGCCCUGACCAACGGGUUCCUGAGCUGCUUCAUGCACGUGGGGCUGGCGCUGGUGCUCAUCGUCUACCUCCCCGUCGCCUUCCUCUGCCGCCUCGUCCACAGGCUGCUGGUCAGGCCAUUCUCCGCCGGCGAGGACCUCCGCGGCAAGGUCGUGCUCAUCACCGGCGCCUCCUCCGGCAUCGGCGAGCACCUGGUUUACGAGUACGCCAAGAAGGGCGCGUGCGUGGCGCUGGUGGCGCGGACAGAGAUAGCCCUGCGCGCCGUGGCGAAGGCGGCGCGCGAGCUCGGCGCGGCGGACACGCUCGUCGUGCCGGCGGACAUCACCAACGUGGAUGAGGCCAAGCGGGCCGUCGAGGAGACCGUCGCUCACUUCGGCAAAUUGAAUCACCUGGUGGCCAACGCAGGAGUGUGGUCCAGCUGCUUCUUCGAGGAGAUCACCAACAUAGCCGCCUUCCAUGACGUGAUUGAUCUCAACUUCUGGGGAGCCGUGUACCCGACCUACUUCGCCCUGCCCUACCUCAAAGCCAGCCGCGGCAACAUCGUCGUCACGUCCUCGGUCGCCGGGAGAGUCCCGACGGCCAGGAUGAGCUUCUACAACGCGAGCAAAGGCGCGGUGAUACGGUUCUACGAGACGCUUCGCGCGGAGCUGGGGUCGCACGUCCGGGUCACCAUCCUGGUGCCGGGUUACGUGGUGUCCAACCUCACAAUGGGCAAGGGCAUCCAGAAGGAUGGCAACGUCGGCUUCGACGAGGAGGCCCGCGACAUAAACGUGGGGCCGCUGCCGGUGGGGAAGACGGAGACGCUGGCGAAGGUGGUGGUGGCGAGCGUGCGGCGGGGGGACUCCUACGUGACGUGGCCCGGGUGGUACUGGCCGUUCCACAUGGUGAUGUGCGCCGCGCCGGAGCUCGUCGACUGGUUCUCGAGGGCCUUCUACGUCACCAAGUCCAGCGACAAGGACGGCCAGGCACUCAGCAAGAAGAUCCUCAUGGCCGUCGGCGGCAAGAAGUUCCUCUACCCCAAAACUAUCCGCUCCCAAGUCAUGACUCAAAACUAGCUAUACAGCCAUACCAAAUCAACGUGUGCAUCUGGUUGUGAGAUCCAUCGGUGCGCGCAUUCAAUUUCCGUCACAGCGUAUAUUUAAUCUGGGUCUUCUUUUCUUGACAUUUAGUCUCUAUGCGGAAGGGAUGUAUAUUCGGGUACACCUUCAUGGCGUUACAAAUCGGAAGGGACUUUGAUC